Molecule: messenger RNA, 1454 nt
Organism: Arachis ipaensis
Lineage: Eukaryota; Viridiplantae; Streptophyta; Magnoliopsida; Fabales; Fabaceae
Source: RefSeq, a predicted model, not a curated record
GGGUAGAGAUUAAUGAAAUAUCAUAUUCCCUUCCUAUCCUUUCAUAUUCUGCUUCGUAGCUUCAUCACUCACCAUGACUGAGCUUCUUCCCGCAAGCCCGCUUUCAAUCUCACUCCCAGAAUUUCAUAGAUUCCCCUUUCUCAGCAACAAUCAAUGCCUAACCCCAAAUUCCCAUGUACCCUUCUCUCAAGAAUUCUCAAAAACCACUGCCACCCUUGUUGUAGUUGCUUCUUCAAUGGGUCCAAGGGUCCAUGGAAGAGGCUCAAGGGGCGGUGGUUAUAGCUUCUACAACAAUAAACAACUUGGAUUUGAUGAGAGAGAGGUGAAGAAUUUGGGCUUGGAUGGUGAAAAGGAUAUUGCCGAUAGUGAUAAUCCAUUUGAUGGUGUUGGACUCAGGGAAAUGGAUGAUCCUGUUGGGUUGGGUGCCAAUGGUGAAGGAGAAGAAGAAGAAGAAGGAGGUUUUGAAGACGACGAUGAUUUGGUUAAGGUUCAGGUUCCGGGUGGUGCUGCAAAUGAUGAUUUGAGAAAAGAUGAUGUUAAAGUUGAGAAAUUUAGUGGUAAGGAUGGGAUUAGAAGGGGUAAAGAGGUAAUUAGAAGGUCCAAUUUGUUGGCUAAGCAGGUCGUUAGUAUAAGGUCUGCUCUUAGCUUGGGGUUUAUUACUCAGCUUUGGGUUGACACCACCUCUUGGAUGGUUUUAUUUGUGGAGGUGAGGCCAAACUUGCUUUCUGGGGAUGCAGAUAAGUUCCUUCUGGAGGACAUUAGUCAGGUCGGCGAUGUCGUCCUUGUCCCAGAUGAACGCGUGAUAGAGAACGGAUUUAAAAUGGUUGGAUUGGAGACCCUGGUUGGAUACAAAGUUGUGACACCCUCCCAACGGAAUAUUGGAAAGGUGCGUGGAUACACAUUCAGCCUCAAUUCAGGUGCUGUUGAAGAACUUGAGCUUGAUUCAUUUGGACUAUCAAUUAUCCCUUCAACUUUGGUGAGUACUUACUCUUUGCUAGUCGAGGAUGUACUGGAAGUAGUAUCUGAUGCUGUUGUGGUUCGCGAAGCUGCAGCGUCGCGUAUACAAAGGCUUUCAAAGGGUUUCUUGGGCAACCAGAAUGUAGGAGUUUCUAUGGAUAAUCUUGAAGAUUAUGACUCUGAACCAUCUGUGACAUAUGGCCAAGUUUCAAGGAGAAGGAAAAGUCUUGGAAGAAAGAAACCUAAUCAAAGAUAUUGGGAUAAUGAAGAUGAUUGGGAUCUUCCAAUGGACUAUCUUUGAUUCACAUGUUUUGUCUGCUAACUCUCAUGUAGUAAUUACUCCUUUUAAUCGAAAAUAUAGUGAAGCUUUAAUAAGCCUACCAAGGAUGACACAAAAAUACCAUACCAAAUUACCAAUUGUCUUUUUUAUUUUUCUUUAUGGUGUAAAAUAGGCUUGCAUUUGUACAGUUAUUUUCAUAGAUUUUUCUUUUCAGACA